UUUUACAUAUGGUAAAAAAUGAUACAAGCACCCCCUUUUCAGACACAACCAAGUUGAAGAUCAUUUUCUAACACUUGUUUCAAUUUUGCCACCAACAUUGUUCAUGAAAUCAACAGUUUAGGAACUGCUAAAAAAAAAGGGAGCGCUCUCUAUCAAAAUGAUUGCCCAAAGACUUCAUCUGCGUGAUCUUGGAACGUCAGAGUGGCAUCUACAGAGAGAUUAUUGGCGGCGACCCUAGGCAAUGUUCUGAACUCUGAAGAGUAGAGUUGAAGGAGCCUGGCAUCAAUCCAAUCAUGCCUUCAUUUUGAGGAGUUUUGCCUUUGAAAAAGUCAUCUUCCUCUUCACCUUUGCACUGUACGAAGAAAACAAAAUGCUCUGGCGCACUCACUUGAAAAGCAACCAGGCACGACAAUUUCCAGAUUACAAGCAAUAAUAAUAGAAACAGUACAGCCAUCCCUGCAAUCUGACAUUCCAAUGGGGACUUGGAUAGCCAACAGAAGCCCGGCUGCAAGUGGAAAGUGUUCAGAAACUGAAGCAGCUUGUUCCCCUCAUGGCAGGAGCCGUCUCGGUCUUCCCCGACAACUAUCCUGCUGCUGUGGAGGGAGGGAUCUCCAUGUUGCUUUGUUUCCAGCACCAGGGAACUGAGCACCAAAGCUACAUAUGCACAAAUCAUAUUAGGUGCCAAGGAUGCAUUGCAAGGGAAGUUACAUCCACUCCGUCACACCAGUAAAGCCUUUGCGAUGAGCAGGCUGCCAGUCCCUACACAAUGUUGGCCACAUCUCAGUUAUGUCACAAUAACAUCACUGCAGGAGUUGGUUGCUAAGAGACUUCUGGCUCAAAGCUGAAUGCAGCUUCCCAAGAAUUGGAUAGGUCUGCAGAGCCAAGUCUGUGUGUUCCCCUUCCUAGCCAAUGACAGAGUGGCCAAGGAUUCCUUUGCCAGCACAGAUAAUUGUAGGGCUGGAAUCCCAGAUCUUUUGCUUCCCCACGAAGCCUUUCAGAUGCUUCUAGAUGGUGGCUGUAUGGAACUUCCAGGUUCAGGGGCAGUUUACCACUGAACACCAGCUGAUGGGGAGCAAGCAAUCGAGGAUGAGCACAUGAUGAUCAUCUUUGGGGUGAUGUCUCCCAUAAUUGGUUUGCUGAAAAUAUAUUAACUUGUUGCCUUUUGCUGUGAAAGGAGUAGGGAUCUUAUUUAUUCUCCUCUCUCCAGCAGAGGCUAGCCUUGUCAGGGUGAAUGGGUCACCGCCCCACCAACCUCAGUCUACCCUCAGGCCCCCUCCACCUGCCUGUCUUCUUUCUCACAUCUGAUCCAGGGGAUGGCCUGCCCUUGCCUGUCCGCCUUUUCCUCCUCACUCACAGUGCUGCCUUUGUAGAACUCGGCCGAGAGGAAGAGGAUGGAGACAGAACUAGACUGAGUUGGCUCCGCCUAUCAUUGGCUCUGGCUCCUGUUGGCCUUUCUGCCUCACCAAUCCCAAUGAGCACCAGCCGCCACUGGCAGCAAAAAGCUGUUGCCUUCCUGUUCUGCUCGUGGGCUUCCUCCAGACAUCUGGUUGGCCACUGUGGGGAGUAGAAUGCUGGCCUAGGUCGAGGGUGGGGAACAUUUUCCAUCCAAGGGCUGCAUUCCCUCAACAGCAGCCUUCUGGGAACCACAUGGCAGUAGUGGGCAGGGCCAGUGGCAAAAAGUGGGUGGGGCAACUGAUGUGUCUCUUAUCUGGCAAACAGGCUAUGCAGGAGCCAGAGGUUUCAACGGAUGCAUCUCUCCAUCCCGGCACACAAGAGUCAUUGCCACAGACACCUUCUGGCCGGGCAAAAGCCUACAGGAGGGUGUGGAGCAGGGCCGAUGAAGGGUGUGGCUUGAGAAGAGACCCACAGACUGGAGAGACAGAUGCCUGGAGGGCCAUGCUCAACCCCUGAUGUACACUGCCUCAAUUGUAGUCCCGGUUAACUCUCCUUUACUUUGCAAAGAGGAUAUUUGGCCUCCGGUCACGUUAUCACAGGUUAGGACGCUCAUUUCUUCAUUAAAAAAUGGUAAAGCCCCGGGAGAAGACAUGCUUCCCCCUAAAUUGUUCUAUAACUUUCCUGAUUGGUGGAUCCCCAUUCUGGCCAAACUGUUCACAAAGAUAAACAGUACGGGUAUCAUGCCGGAGGGUUGGAAACAAAGUAUAAUUCCCAUUCACAAAAAAGGAUUGAAAAACUAUCCAAAUAACUACCGACCCAUUAGUUUGCUAGAUAUAGGAGCUAAAUUACACAGCAAACUACUUUUAUUCAAAUUGGAAGAGUGGGAACUGGACAAUUCAAUUAUUCACCCAGAACAAGCAGGAUUCCGACGAGGUCAGAGUACUAUAGAUCAUUGCGCCACCUUAUUAUAUCUCGCAAGGCAAUCGAUAUCGGGCCCUACAAAACAUCUUUAUGCCGCCUUUGUCGACCUGGCGGCCGCUUUUGAUUUGAUAGAUAGACAUCGUUUGUGGGCCAAGUUGGCCCAAACAAACAUUGAUAAGCAAACAAAGGUGUUAAACAAGGUUGUCUAUUAGCUCCCACCUUGUUUAAUUUAUACUUGAAUGAUAUUGUUUUGGAAUUAGAGGGCCCAAAAAGAUUUUCCCCCUCAGCGGUCCGUAGGAAGAUAUCCCUCCUAUUGUAUGCUGACGAUAUGAUCCUUUUAUCUUUGACCCCAAUAGGAAUGAGGUUACUGGCGAAACUUGACCUCUAUUGCAAAAAUGAAGGCCUCCAAAUUAAUUAUAAGAAAACAAAGAUUAUGGUCUUUGGUAACAGAUAUCGCCACCGUACAUGGACCAUUGGGAACCAUUCAAUAGACCAAUGCCGCUCAUUCAAAUAUCUGGGAAUUCAUUUCCAACACACCCUGGCUUGGAAAAGCCAUCUGACUGCUGUAAAAUUAGCAGCCACUAGAUCCGCUGGGGCUAUUCUCAAAUUUUAUAGAACAGCAGGGGGUCAUCUGGUGCCUCCUGCCUUGAAAAUAUUUCAAAGUAAAGUUAUUUCUCAGAUAACAUACAGGGCGGCUAUUUGGGGUUGGUUGGUGCCCUCAUUUUCUGCGCUAGAGGCCAUUCAAAAUAAUUUUCUCAGUCGCCUCUUGUGCGUGCCUCCUGGAACGCCGGCUGCAUUUUUGAGAGCUGAAACUGGUUUCCUCUCAAUUUCUGCCCGGAUUCAUGAAACAUUGUUGCUAUAUUGGGCAGCAUUACCUAACUCAACUUCUAAGGUUCUAGUAAAGACAUGUUUUGAUUCUGCUGUAGCAGACAGAUACUGGUCGUCAAAAUUUAGGGCGGUAUAUGCCCAUUAUCACAUUCCAAUCCAAUCAAUUUCCACUCUUCAUAGGUAUAAUUUUCGGGCUCAGAUAGAGAGACACAGUGUUUGGUGGGAUAGAUUGGCAAUUUCCAAUUCUAAGUUUUCCAGAUGGUAUGGACUAGUUAAAACAAACCAUCUAAGGGCUAAUUAUUUGUCUUGUUUGUUAUCUGUACAGUUAAGAUACGCUUUUACAGCCUUAAGAUUCCAAACCAUGCCUAGUGCCAUUCUACAUGGCCGAUAUCAUCAGAUCCAGUAUGAACAGCGCUUUUGCAUCUGCCAACAGGGGAAGGUGGAAGACUUUAUCCAUUACUUAUUUGAUUGUCCGAUUUACAACCAUCCUAGAUCUAAGUUUCUUGAUGGUCUGAUAAAUCGUCAAAGUUAUAAUUUGGAAGAUCAUUUGGUUCCCCUUCUUUUGGCAGAUAAUAACUUUCAAACCACCUAUUCUGUGGCACAAUAUGCCCUCGCGGCUCAAAAAUUGAGGGCUAACUUUCUGAAAGAUAUAGGAUUACAGGAAUAAUAGUGGUUUCUUUUGGAUUAAUAGUGGUACUUCAUGUUAGUCCCCGGAACUUAUAUGGGGAUAGGUGGUGUGGCAAGCAAAACAAGCAUGGGUGCAGUCCCUAGUUAAUUAAUUAAAUAAGGAUAUGAUGAUGGGGUAGCUUUGAAGACAGGCAGGAAACCUCUGGCGAAAGAGGCAAAGCAGAGACAGUGUCCUGUAUUUCUUUAUCUUUCCAUCUAGGACAUUUUUAUCCAAGGAACGGUCACCCAUUUUGUCUCACAACAACCUGUGUGGGAGACUGAAGUGGUGCAAAACUCAAAGCGCUAAACUACAGAGGCUCCCCACCUACCUCUUUGCCCCUCCUUACAACUAGCAGAAGCUCAACACUGCCAGUCGGAGGCAACCCACAAGGCCAUAGGUCAAUAGCAGAGCACACACACUUUGCUUGCGAAAGGUCCCGGAUUCAUUCCCCAGCAGCUACCAGUCAGGGUGGGAAAGGCGCCUGCCUAAAGCCCUGGAGAGCUACUGCCAGUCAGUGUGUAGGUGAUACUGAGCUAGAUGAACCUGUGUUCUGACUUGGUAACUGGCAGCUUCUUAACCCUGUUUAAUUUGUCUGAUUCACACACGUGACAGCAGCCGGGUUUCCCUGGCACAAAAAUGUAACUAAGAAAUAGUGCCUGCUUUUUACCCCUUUCUUCCCAAUCCCUUUUCCGUUUGUGUCAUGUCUUUAAGAUUGUUCAUCUGAGGGCAUGGAGUUUCUUAUCGCCAACAUUUGUAAGUUACUCUUGGGAGUCUUUUCUGGCAAAUGUGGUCCUCCAGGCCUCUAUAUCUGGCUCUCAGAACUCUUCCCAGGCCACACCCCUCAGUGGCCCUGCUUUACCCUCCUUGAGUGCCUAUGACUGGCUGGAAUGAGUCCUCGAAUUCUGAUGAUGCCUCUUCCUUGCCUAGAUGGAGGAUGGAAAUGGACAUCCUUCAAGUCCAUCCCGACUUAUGGCGACCCUAUGAAUAGGGUGUUCAUGGUUAGCAGUAUUCAGAGGGGGGUUCCCAUUGCCUCCCUCUGAGGCUAGUCCUCCCCAGCUGGCUAGGGCCUGCUCAGCUUGCCACAGCUGCACAAGCCAGCCCCGUCCUUGUCCACAACUGCCAGCUGGGGGCAACUGGGCUCCUUGGGACUAUGCAGCUUGCCCACGGCUGCACAGGUGGCAGGGCACGUCACCCCUGAGCCACUCCCUGUGGGGUGAUCUUUAGCUGGCCCUUGACACCCAGGAGACACGAGCGGGGAUUUGAACUCAGACUCUGGACUCCCAGCCAGGCUCUCCUCCCCACUGUGCUAUACCAGCUGCUAUAAGUCCAUCCAUUUUGGUGGGUCUACCCAGAGUAGAAUUCAGUUGGAUGCAUCCCUUUCGGUUCUCCAGGACACAAAGAGCAAUGGGGACACAUAGGCCAAAGAGUGGGGAGUAGAGGGGGGCUGGGGCAAUGGUGAUCUGAGUGUGAACUACACAGACAACAGUGACUCCAUCAUAUGGCCAUCGGUACCCUGGGAAGCCUCUGUCUUCAGCCACUGGCAAUCCACAUUGCCUGACCUGUACUGAGCACGUCACCCCUGAGCCACUCACUGUGGGGUAAUCUUUAGCUGGCCCUUGACCCCCAGGAGACACGAGCGGGGAUUUGAACUCACAGACUCUGGACGCCCAGCUAGGCUCUCCUCCCCACUGUGCUAUACCAGCUGUGGAUGGAGGAUAGAGAAGGUAUGUGUAACAAUUGCUCGGCUGUACACAAGAUAAAAUGGACAUAUGUUCCUCUACCCAUAUUUGCCUCUCGCCCUGCCCACCACUGGCAUGUGGCUCUUGUGAGGCUGCCCAGAAGAGAAUGUGGCCCUCAAAGGUUCCCUGCCCAAUUUAUAUAAAAAAUUAAUAAAACUGGGUUGCCUUUCCAUAGAACGUCGCUUUUGUUUUAAAAGCAGAGUGGAGCAGGUACUUGGUUGUAACUAUAGCUUGUUGUACCUUUUUCCCAACCUCGGCUCCCGCAUCCCACAUACACAAAACCCUGUAAUUCCAUCCCAUAAUCCAAUAGACAUUUAUGAAAGACCCUUUCCAGAACAAGGCUUCCUCCAGUGGACCCACACCCCCAAGAACCUCUUCAAUAAUGGAGGCAUUGCAACAAUGGAAAGCCCAAGAGUGCGCAGGGGGUUGGACUUGAUGGCCUUAUAGGCCCCUUCCAUCUCUACUAUUCUAUGAUAAGGAAGUAGACACAACACAGGAGAGAGGGAAAAGUAUAAAUAGUGUUUUGUUUUUUAAAAUUUCAGCACACACACAAAAAGAGAACUCUUCCCCCAAAUGCAGGUGCUCAAUGUGAGAGAAAACAGCAAAAGGAGCCAGGUGUUUGGCAGCCAUGGGAAAUCCCAAAACCAAGGGCCCAGGACACAAGGAUGAGCCACAAAAUGCAGCCUGCUGGUUGCAGACACUCAUGCUAAGACUAUAAGGUUAGGGAGGCCCAUGUGCCCUUUGCUUAAGCCUCUCUGGAUUUCUUUCCUUCCACCCACCGAGGGUCUGGGGCAAGACAGUGCCCAGAUGUCAGUGCCCAGAGACAGAAGGAGGGAGGCCCCGAUCCUAGGGGUGGAACCGGCUGCUUCAGCUUGGCUCAUCUGCUUGCUCCAGCUUCUUCUUGUCCAAACAUCCUGACCCAGCUCACCUGCUAAUCUUGCCAGGAGGGUGUUCCUUCAGGCUGCUUGGGGACUUGCAAGGGAAAAGGGCCUUCCUCCUAGCAAAGGAAAACAGGAAAGGGCAGGCUGCCGUUUGUAAGGGGCACGACUUCAUAGGGGUUCUUUGAACCUUCGGGAAGUCCUCUGCCUGGGAGUGGCAGGUGAAGGAGGGCAGGAAAGGAAGAGGGUCUUAGCCAGAACGAGGAGCUUUCCACCAGCAGCAGCCAUGGCGAUGCCCUCCAGAUGCCGCUGAACUCCAACUCCCAUCAGCCCUGACAGUCGCCAUGCUUGCUUGCUGGGGCUGCUGGGAGUUGGAGUCCACCAGCAUCUGGAAGACGCCACCUUGCCUAACCCUGGUUUACACAAACCCAGCAGCCCAAGCUCUUCACGGCUGGGAAUCCAGAGGGAAAGAGCGCCGUUAACGUUUCCUCCAAGCUCAGUGCAGACUUGGUCUCCACCAGACGAACCAGAAGAACUGCAACGGGGGCUGGUCGCUGUCAAGCGCUGAAACAGCCGGAAGGUUUUACUGCUGGAGCGAUGGGCUCUUGCUGCAGCAGUGGCAAAAGCCACAAAACUGCUCUAUGCAAUUCUACCUCGCACCAGGUACUGUAAAACUCAGAGGUGACUAACAGGAGACCCUCUCCAGGUGUUGCCUGCUUACAACCCCUAUCAGCCCUGACUGCCUGUGCUGAAUGAGGCUGAUGGGAGUUGGAGUCCAACAACAACCUGCAGGGCUACAACGUUUCCCCAGCCCUGAUUUAAAUGCACGGAUUAAAGACAACACAACAUUGACCCAUGCAAAAGGGGAGUCCCACUUGUUCCCAGGAGACGCCAGCUAGGAUUUCCUGCCCAGCACUGCUCGAGGCAGCUUCUACACACCAGGGACCAGGUACAUUUCAGGAUUGACAAGGAGUGUGUGCGUCUUGGAAGGCACGGUCGGUGAGAACGGAGCCGGAAGGAAGCCUAGUCAGAAACUGACCCACGUAGAAACCCCUGCCCAGGACUGUAACAGAGACAGGGGCUACCAGGUAGCUGCUUCUCUCAAAUCACGGGAACGUCUCUUCCAAAGCUCUCUAGAACCCCAAAGCAGUCCUACAGGGCCUACUGCAUCUCUGUGGUCUCGCGUUGAGAACCUGAAACGCAGGGUGUUGAGAGGAGCACAGUCCUGAAGGGAGAGGAGACGAGGAGACCAGGGACACAGCUAUGCACGGGACGCCACGGGUUGGGCAUUUUGAGGUUCAGCUUCCCCUCCACGGCCUCCCGAGGGCAACAGCACUGGGAGGCUGGUGAGAUCCUGAUGCACAGCAAGGUCCGCAGCACCCGGGGGCGAAGUCACGUCUGCGCCAGGGGUAGCUCCUCCAAGCCUUCCUUCCCCAGCCGAUAUCGGACCAGAUCCUUCCGGGUGACCAGCCCAACCACCUACAGGGAGAGAGGGAAGUACACACACAAAUCAGAAGAGGCACAACAAGCGCUGUAAGCCAGACGUGGGGAUCUUGCAGUCCAGCAACAUCUGGAGGGCCACAACUCCCAUCAGCCCCAGCAAGCAUGGCCAAUGUCCAGGGAUGAUGGGAGUUGUAGUCCAGCAACAUACGGAGGGCCAAAAGUCCCCCACACCUUUUCUAAGCAGCGGCGUGCCUUGCCCAAGGUAGCCAAUGUGAUGGUGCCCUCCUCCAGCUGUUGCUGGACUCCAACUCCCAUCAGCCCUGACAAUUGGCUGUGCUUGCUGGGGCUGAUGGGAAUUAGAGUCUAACAGCAUGAAAUAUUUAAUUGAAUUGUUAUUGCUUCUUUUGUUUCUUCUUUUGCACUUACAGCUUGAAUUCUGUGGAAUGCAAUAAAAUACAAGGUAUAGGAAAUAAAAACUAUAGAAAUCAUCCAGCAUCUAGCACAGCGUAUUACAAUUGCUGCAACAGGCAGAAAAAUCAUCAAGCGGUUUGCCAUUUUUCAAGUGGUCCGUGGGGGGGGGAAGCUUGGGAGUCGCGGCCUUGUGUAAUUGCGUUAUGGCUGUCUGGAGGGGCGCUCUUGCGCUACAGCGCAACCAAGGCCGGGCUAAAGACAUAUACGGGAACAUUUGUGCUAGGGAAAAUGACAGGAUCUCAGCAGAGAGCUACGCGUCAUGCUCUGACUGGAAAUGAAGCAGUAUGUCCACCUGGCAACUUCUGCAGGCACAAACUGUAUGGCAUGGUAGAUUUGUUUUAUAUUGCAUAUUUUUAAAGUGUAAGUCGCCUUAGAUAAGAGAUAGAGACAGAGAGAUGGAAGGACAGACAGACAGACCAGUUGUUCUUUUCAGUUUGCCUUCUGGCCUGAUUUUUUGCACACUGUAGCAAAAAAAAAUGAAGCUUAAAAGGGGGAAAAAGUGCUUGUUGGGGCUUUUAAGUUUAUGGAUAAAAAAAGAUGAUUGAGAAUGGUGUUGGAGAAAAGGAGACAUGGUAUAGAGUGUUUUGCAAAAUUGUACGAGGUGUGCAAUUAGGGAUUUUUUUCUCCCUCUCUCAUAAUGGAAGAACUUGGGACAGCUGAAUGAAUUUGAAUUUAAGGGCAUGGAACAAACACACACAAAAGACCGUCUGCAUGCUGCGCAGUUAUGGGAUUCCGUGCCGCAAGGUGUCGUGGUGGCCAGCGGCUCAGGCAGUUUUUUAAAAGGCUCAGGAAAAUUCAUUGGGGGGAGGGGAGAGAAGAGGAGGAAGUCUGUCAAUUGCUAAAUCUAAAUGGAUCCUCCACAUGCCAAGGCAGCAUACCUUUGGUCACAAGACAACAAGGGCGAGCAAUGGGAAAGGGCUCCUGCAUUCACACCCUGCUUGGCUACUGCUGGGAACAGGAUGCUGGACUAGAUGUACCUGUGGCCUGAUCCAGGCAGGGCAGUGCUUAUACUCUUAUUGCAAGCUCCAACUAGCAGGAUUAUCUUACAGUAUGUGGGAAAACAGGAAGUUACCUUAUACCAGGUCAGAUCUAUCUGGUCUAUCCAGCCCAGCUGUCCGGGGUCUCCAGCAGAGAGGGUCUUUCCCAGCUCUACCUGGAGAUGCCGGGGAUUGAACCUGGGACCUUCUGAAUGCAAAGCGCGAGCUCUGCCACUGAGCUUCAGUCUCUCAACUUCACCAUCUCACAGUGCGGAAGGAACCCAACAGGAGGAUCCUCCUGGCUUUCACUCACCUGGUUAUGAUUGUCCACCACCACCAGGUGGCGCAAGCCCAGGGCCCGGAACAGCUUGUACACUCUCGUCAGCGUAGCCUCCUGCAGCCCGAAAGACAAGCCGUGUCAGACGGAGAAAGACAAGACAUUCCCCACCCCAAGACAAAACAAAAGCUGCAGGGUGCCACUACAGAGCAAGGAAGCGCCCCUUCCCUUUCUGGAUUUGCUUUCCAAGGAGGCAGCUCUGACCUCCCCACCUCCAUGGCGUUCUUAUUAUUCCAUUAACACCCCACCUGUCCUCCAAGGAGCUCAAGGUGGUGUUCAUGGUUCUCCUCCCUCUCCUUUUUUUAUUUCAACUUGUUUUUGUCCAAUACAACCAAAUACAAAUCAUUUGAAAAUAAAAAAGCAUCAAUAUUUGCUCGUAAAAUCUUCUCCAUCUUUACAAGAUGACUCAGAUAACAAAACAAACAUAAAUUGCACGGAUAAACAAAUUUAAAUAAAUCUAUCUAUGCUUAUAUAUAUAUAUUCCCUUCCUCCCCGUUGGAGUGACUUCCUCCCUCUCCAUUUUUAUCCUCACAACAACCCUGUGAGGUAGGGUAGGUUGAGAGACGGUGACUGGCCCAAGGUCAGCCAGCGAGCUUUGUGGCUGAGUGGGGAUUUUAACUCGGGUCUCCCAGGUCCUAGACCAGCACUCUAACCACUACACCACUCUGACUGCUACCUGCGGCACGGUGUAAGGUGAAGCGUUCAUGAAUUCAGUCAGGUCCAUCAUGCACUCACGCUCAUCUUGGGACACAUGGAUAGACUGGAUGGGGGGGAAGCAGGGAUAGGCAUCCCGGAAGUCCUUCAGCUUCAACCGCCGCUGCACCAGGGACAGAUUUGCCCGCUCCACAAAGACCUGCAGGAAAACAGGCGUCAUGAAAGGAAAGGGGACAAGUGGAAAGGAUCCCCACUAGUACCUGAUCCACUCCACCUCCUCCCCCCCCAAGUCAGACCACUGGCCUACCUAGCUCAGUAUUGUCUACAAUGACCAGCAGUGGCUGUCUGGGGGUUUUUAGGCAGGAAUUCUUCCCCAGCCAUAACCGGAGGAUGCCAGGGACUGAACCUCUGUGUGCAAAGCAGCUGAUGUACCACUGAGCCACGGCCCUUCCCCUAAAGACCUUACCUUGUGCUUCAGGAGAACGAUCAGCUGGGAGCGCAGGAUCAGUCCUCGCAGUCCAGCCAUCUGGAAAAAGAGAGGCUUGUGCUGGGAUCAUGGACACGGCAGAAUUUAUUCCCCCCUCCCACCACACUCGAGGACCGGCUGCCCCCCACAACUGCUCACCCCAAACAGGAUGGAGAGAGAGGAGGGUUCACAGGUGGCUAUCAAGGGCUGGAGCCCCACAGUGGAGGGGGGACUCAGGUGUGGAGCUCUCUCUCCUCCUCUCCCACCUGAUCAAGGCACCAGGUCAAAAGACAGACUGCUGUUGCUCUGAAGGAUCCUUGUUUUCAAACUGGCUUGUUACCGUAUUAUGCUUUUCCUGGCUUAAAAUUACAAAUUUGUUAUGGUAAGCCACCUUAUGGGCAAACAGUUUAAAAACAGAAUAUAGAAGUGUUUUUCUCAAGUUUACAAGCGAGAUUUUAAAAAACACAGGAAGCUGCCUUAUCAGACUGCUGGUCCAUAUAGCUUAGAUAUUGUCGACACUGACUGGCAGCGACUCUCCAGGGCUUCAGAAAGGAGUCUUCCCCGGAUCUACCUUGAGAAGCCAGGGAUUGAACCUGUGACCUUCCACAUGUAAAGCAGGUGUUCUCCCACCGAUUUAUGGCCCUUCCUCAUUUUCACUCUUGAGAAAUUGGGGUCCAAGCACCAAGGCACCCCAGUCAGUUUUGCCCCACCUGAUAGUUGCCUGGGAUGCUCUCCACGACGGGGAACCCGUUGUGGUUGGAGGAUGCGUCACUGAGGGUGUCUACAAUGGUGCCCACUUUCUCAAUCCUUCGGAGGCAGGUCACUGGGGUGCUCAUCACUUCUCUGGUGAGAGGGAAAACAACACAGACAGAGAGACUAGGUUAAAGCUCAUAGAUGGUAGGGGCAGCUUCAUCACGGGCUUUAAAGGGUACCUAUCCAGCACCCACCCACUCCCACUCCUCCAUUCCCUCCUUCUCCUCUGACUGGUAUUGGAUCCUUCCCUCCCCAGCCCUGGGAGAAAGCAAGAGAUCUCUUUAAUACAAAGCGAACACACAGCCUUGUCAGUUUCAUCCUAGCAAAGCAAAGACACAGGCUGGUCAGUUUCACCAUAAAGCAAAAGCACAGGAUUGGACAUUUAUCCACAGCAAAGCAGAGUGAGUCAGUUUCACUUUUUUAAAAAAGCCUUCUUGAAAAGGAACUGGGUUCCUGGAGAAUUUGUUCACUGAGGUAUUACUGUAAUACAUUUUCUCUUGCUCUAACACAGUAAAUAAGUUUAUGCACUCUUGCCAAGACCCAAAUCCUAAAAAGAAAAAACAUUCUGAUAGAGGGGGAUUUCCCCCCCAAUAAGUUGAAAUCGAUAUUUUAACUGCUAUUAGCAAGAUAGUAACCCUGUCUACAUUCACAUUUUCAAUACAACCCUCUAAAUAAUUGAGAAGUGCAUUUUAUGGGUUCUUUGGAAUUUCAUACCCGGUUAUUUGUCUGAUGUUCUAAAAGUUUGAUUUCAUGGCCUUUCCAAACAACAUGCAGAUGAUCUGCAUGGGGCUCACCACAUCUCCAAUAGUUGCCUGUGAUAGAUUAUGGGUUGUAUCCAGUCCUUAUAUUCAGGGUAGACCGAAUGAAAAUAAUAGAUCUAAUUUAGCCAUGUCCAUUUGUUUCAAUAAAUCUACUCUGAGUAGGACUAACAUUGGAUAAAACCCUAUGUGAUAUACAUAAUUUUUUUUUUUAAUGUUGGCAGAAUAGACAUUUUUGCAAAUAAGGAAAAUAAAUUUUGAGGUCGGACACAGCAUGCAUUUCAAAUUGUCAAGUGAGGAGUGCAAAAUCCUGCUCGCUUUCCUCCACUAGCAGGCAACCUUUAUCUGUCAUGAUCUUUCAUGCAAAGAUUUCUUAAAAAGAGCUUCCAUGAUCGAUAAACAGAUUCCCAAGCCCAAGCCGAUACUGACAGUCCCCUCUUCUUUGCAUACUCCAAGGCAAGAGUAGCCACCGUGGUACCCUCCAGAUGCUGUUGGGACUCCAGCUCCCAUCAGCCCCAGCAAGGACAGCCAACGGUCAUGGAUGAUGAAGGCUGGAGUCCAGCAACACCUGGAAGGCACCACAUUGGCUGCGUGCAGUGGUGCAAGUCACUGACAGCUUCUGGGUCCUACUGUCUGAACAAAAUCCUCAUGGAAACAGAUUCCAGGAGUGCUGCUCUUCCCAAUAUCCACCUUCUUUCUCCCCCGCAAUACCUGCAGGCCCCACAGCCUGCUCUAGCCCACCAGGCACAGCCUGGUUCCGUCAGCUUACCUGGCAGUGAACGAGUGUGAGGUGACAGGGGCUUCCCAGUUCAGGAAGGGGACACUCUGCAGCUGGAUGUGCAUGUCGUACAGGCCCUGGAACAGCAGGAAGAGGACACGGAGAAAGGAACUUUUGAGAGUAAUUAAGAGAAGAGAAAGGAGUAACCAAAAAAACCAGUGUCAUUCCAGGGUUGGGCCUACUUGCUCUUUACCCAGAAGUGAUGAAAUGUUGCAUAAAAAAUAUGAAUUGCUUUUCUAUCGGCUGUGGCACGUUAAGAAAUAGCCGAACAUUGGCGAUAUCGCUCCCCAUUCACAAUACAGGGCUGGCGACUGAAGGUAUGGGAGUUCACUUUAGCAGAGAAGCUGACAGAAGCUGCUGAAAGAGUGGAAGGAGGUGCAAAAUCGCAAGAAACAUUUGAUGAGUACUUGGCGUCCUCUCAUUGUAUUCACUUCAGAGCAAGAUGGCUUGGUAAAACCUUCUGAAACACAACUCUUGCUGGCGUGAUUCACUUCUGAAAUGUUUGGGGUCUGCAGUUCAUUGAGUGUUUCUUUGCUCUUGAGAAAUAUUUUGUAAUUUCAUCUUGCUUAAAAUACUUACGCAUAAGUAACCCUUCACAUAUAUCAGCAGACCAAGCUGAUAAGUAGCACAUUUUUCUUAAUAGUUUUAGUUUUUUUUUUUAAAAAAAGUUUUGAACAUUUGUGAUUUAAUUCUGAAAACUCAACAAAAACUUAAAAUUCCAAACAAAGAAGUCUGUUUAGAGAUUCUGUGUAGUAUAUUCUGUGCUGUUUAAAGCUGACAUUAAUCUCAGUAACUCUCCAAUUUUUUCAAACCCCCCAUCAUUAUUAGGAAACAUUUUUCUUUUUUGUCUUGGUGUGAUUUCCCCCCCUUAAUUUAUAUACUGUAUGCAUAAAUGCUUUGAUUGUAU
Molecule: messenger RNA, 13972 nt
Organism: Rhineura floridana
Lineage: Eukaryota; Metazoa; Chordata; Lepidosauria; Squamata; Rhineuridae
Exons: 2
Coding region: 2645-3811 (388 amino acids)
Source: RefSeq, a predicted model, not a curated record